Messenger RNA from Aspergillus novofumigatus IBT 16806, 730 nucleotides. Its product is annotated as putative TOM core complex subunit Tom6. Gene Ontology annotation, cellular component: mitochondrial outer membrane translocase complex. Gene Ontology annotation, biological process: protein import into mitochondrial matrix. NCBI's taxonomy places the organism in Eukaryota, Fungi, Ascomycota, Eurotiomycetes, Eurotiales, Aspergillaceae. The record is from RefSeq and is a predicted model, not a curated record. The transcript has 3 exons. The coding region runs from base 96 to 281 and encodes 61 amino acids.
CAAUUAUCUACCAUCUAACGUCUGCCCUUUGAUCACCAUUCCCUAUUCUAAGCUAUUACGCUAGAAAAUCUCCAUCUUCACAUUCAGAUCACAUCAUGGCUCCCAACCAGCGUGUCGUUGCUGCCAGCUCCGGUCGCCCCCAGAAGGGCUUCUUCGGAGCUGCAUAUGAAGAGCUUACCGCGCCCGAGAAUACCACCAUCGUCAGAAGCCUUCUGGUCUUUGGUGCCGGCGUUGCGUUCCUUCACAGCAGCCUCAGCGAGUUCCUCCUCCCUCCUCUGUGAACAAACUCCGAUGAAAUCCUGGACAUCAGCGGCUCGAGACCUCCGGAAUGGGCCGCAGGGUUAUCGACAACCCACUCGAUCAUGACACGGAUGAGGCCACUUUCUUUCUAUCAUAUUUUCUCCCGGCCUUGAUUUAACGGCUACAUGUACUAUAUUUUGCGCUUUGGUGGGCAUACGUCUUUUGGGUGAAUACUCGGAUCACUCAGCUUCUGCUUUGAAUAUCAAAUGGCGUUCUGAUAGACAUCGUGGUGCGAGGGCUGUGCUGUCUGAUCUUGCUUGGUAACUCAGAAAAUCAUUCACAAGUAGCAAAUUUGCAUCAAAGAAGAGCGAACUCGUUUUCGAAACAUGACCCUCGAGCGGCGCGGUUCGCUUAGUCGACGCCCAUCAGUCGCUCAUCCUCCCGUCUCCGUCUAACUACAUGCGGUCUGCUAUUGCAUAUGACAUUUUGC